Messenger RNA from Dovyalis caffra, 486 nucleotides. The record is from the annotation of a GenBank genome assembly. NCBI's taxonomy places the organism in Eukaryota, Viridiplantae, Streptophyta, Magnoliopsida, Malpighiales, Salicaceae.
AUGGCUCUUCCUAAAAGUUCUGGGAGGAGUUGGUUUAGUUACUUCCAAUAUGAUGAAGACAGGGACUCGCCAAAUGAUGCGAGAAAUGUUUUGCUAAUCGUUGCAGGGCUAAUUGCAGCAGUAACCUUUCAAGCAGGGGUCAAUCCUCCUGGUGGGGUGUGGCAAGAUAAUGAAAAUGGAGAUUUUGCAGGAAGGGCAAUUUAUGCCUCACAACCUAAGGCCUAUUAUGUUUUUAUGGUAUCAAACACCUUGGCACUCUCUACAUCAAUUCUUGUUAUUGGUUGUCUAACUUACAGGUUCCCUUUCCAUUUCGAAAUCUGGGUUGCUACAGCUUCUAUGAUCGUUACUUAUGGUUCAGCAGUUUUUGCUGUUACCCCUCAUGAACAUGUGCAUUUUCGAUAUCUUCUGUUUGCUGCUGUACUGCCUUUUGUAGUGAGGGGUUGGAUUCAUCUGUGCAACAAAUGUCGAAAUAGAACUCAUGAAUAA